GUUCUUAACUGAAAUGGGAUUCCUCAAACAAAGAAGAGCAAUACUUUUAUUCACCCUCUUGGUCAUUUCAUUUACUGCACAAUUUGGUGCUUCCAUAAGGCCUCGGCAUGGAGAGCAAUUAUUCAGGGAAGUUGUGCCUAAUUUCGAGUCCCUGCAGAAGGGACCAGUGCCACCAUCUGCUGGUUCUCCUUGCACCAAUAUCCCUGGUGGCUCGGGCAAAUGUGUGCUCAAUGAAAUGAACGCUGCUGGCCAUCUCAUUCGUUCUCCACCCGCCUUUCCUGGCAUUAACGUUAUAAAGUUUAAGGGUAUUACUUCCACGGAGGAAUAAUUGCAACAACUAACACAGCCAGAUUCGGCAAAUUCUUUAGAGUUAUUGUGUAAUGCAGCAGACAUUCAUACAUUAUAUGCUGAAAACUGAAACUAAACCAUUAUACCUUAAUCUCUUAAUUCUUCUUUCUUUUCGCUUCUUUUACUACUCGUUUGUAGUGCAUCCUGUAUUCCUUUUAAUUCUAUUAUCAAAUUGUUAAAUUUUUUGCAGUUCAUCUUUGCCACAUUUUUGCGUUUGCUUUGUAAAUUCUAUUCCCAUAGAAAAUUUUUCAUUUUAAUUUGAUGCAUUCAAUGCCAUUU
Durio zibethinus is the source of this 627-nucleotide messenger RNA. Lineage: Eukaryota; Viridiplantae; Streptophyta; Magnoliopsida; Malvales; Malvaceae. The record is from RefSeq and is a predicted model, not a curated record.